Dendrobium catenatum is the source of this 1933-nucleotide messenger RNA. Its product is annotated as aldehyde dehydrogenase family 2 member C4. NCBI's taxonomy places the organism in Eukaryota, Viridiplantae, Streptophyta, Magnoliopsida, Asparagales, Orchidaceae. Gene Ontology annotation, molecular function: aldehyde dehydrogenase (NAD+) activity. The record is from RefSeq and is a predicted model, not a curated record. Bases 284 to 1852 code for a protein of 522 amino acids. The transcript has 11 exons.
UUUUGUAAGAGGAGAUAAAACAAAAAAGAUAACGAAAGCAAGAGCUAUUCUACAAGCAACCGCAGAAUCCGGAUUCUCUGUUCUUUCUCCUCCACGUGCUCGAACCACCCAUGCCGCCGCACCUUCAUAUGCCGUCGAGCCCCCCAGCGUCACCUAGCCGGAUUGUCACCGGACCUCACCGCACAACCAUCGGCCAGCCUUUCCCGGAGCUCCCAUCAGCAAACCACCUCGCCGCACUGCCGUGUCGAUCGCCGAGCCUUUCAACAUUUGUCAAGUGAGAGUAAUGGAGUUUCCAAGCUCAACAUUCCUGAAAUCAAGUUCACCAAGCUCCAUCAAUGGGCAGAUCAUUGAUUCUCUCUGUGAGAGUAAUGGAGUUUCCAAGCUCAUGAUUCCUGAAGUCAAGUUCACCAAACUCUUCAUCAAUGGCCAGUUCGUUGAUUCUGUCUCUGGGAAGACAUUUGGAACAAGAGAUCCUCGAACAGGAGAUGUUGUAGCAGAAGUGGCAGAAGGUGACCAGGAAGAUGUUGACAUCGCUGUUAAAGCUGCAAGAGAGGCCUUCGACCAUGGCAAAUGGCCUCGCAUGUCUGGCUUUGAUAGGGGAAGAGUAAUAUUGAAGUUUGCGGACUUGAUCGAACAACAUGGAGAAGAGAUUGCCAUGCUGGACUCCAUCGAUUCUGGAAAGCUAGUGCAUCUGACCAAAGACUUUGACAUUCAAUUUGCUACCAAUUGUUUCAGAUAUUAUGCUGGUGCUGCUGAUAAAAUUCAUGGUGAGACUCUCAAAUGCAUGGGUGAGUUCCAGGCUUACACUCUUAAGGAACCAGUUGGUGUGGUUGGGCACAUCAUCCCUUGGAAUUUCCCAACUGUGCUUUUUGCCGCUAAGGCUGCUCCGACGCUUGCCACCGGAUGCACCAUGAUCUUCAAGCCGGCGGAACAAUCACCGUUAUCAGCUUUGUAUCUUGCUCACUUGGCUAAGGAGGCUGGUAUUCCUGAUGGAGUUAUCAAUGUUAUCACUGGCUAUGGUCCGACUGCAGGGGCUGCUAUUUCUUCUCACAUGGAUGUUGAUGCUGUAAGUUUCACAGGAUCAACAGAGGUAGGGAAAUUAGUUAUGGGAGCAGCAGCAGCAAGCAAUUUAAAGACUGUUUCAUUAGAAUUAGGAGGAAAAUGUCCCUUAGUUAUAUUCAAUGAUGUUGAUAUCAACAUGGCUGUUCAGACUGCCUGGCAGGCUGUUUUCUUCAAUAAGGGGGAAGUGUGCAUUGCAGGAUCCAGGAUUUAUGUGCAGGAAGGGAUAUAUGAUGAAUUUUUGAAGAAGGUAACUGACAAUGUAAAAGAUUGGGUGGUUGGAGACCCUUUUGAUCCUCAGGUUCAUCAAGGGCCUCAGGUUGAUAAGGAGCAAUUUGAUAAGGUUCUUAGAUACAUAGAGUCAGGCAAGAGAGAAGGAGCCACACUUUUGACAGGAGGAAAGGCCAUAGGUGAGAAAGGGUACUACAUUGAGCCCACAAUCUUUACUGAUGUCAAGGAGGAUAUGUUGAUAGCUCAAGAUGAAAUAUUUGGUCCAGUUAUGUCCAUCAUGAAGUUCAAGACAAUAGAGGAGGCAAUUGAGAAGGCCAACAACACGAAGUAUGGAUUGGCAGCAGGAAUACUGACAAAUGACCUGAAUACUGCUAAUCGUGUUUCCAGGUCGAUUCGUGCCGGCGGGAUUUGGGUCAACUGUUACAUGAUUACUGAAAGCAGUAUUCCUUUUGGUGGGUACAAAAUGAGUGGUUUUGGAAUGGACAGUGGGCUUCAAGCUUUGGAAAAGUACCUCAAAGUCAAGUCUGUGAUUACUCCUAUUUAUAACUCCCCUUGGCUUUAACUUCAUAUUGUUGUAAAUGUCCAAUGUUCUACUUUGGCUUAUAUGAUAAAAUAAUAAAUGCUUUUAUUUGGGUUUUUUUUU